This is a messenger RNA of Patella vulgata (common limpet), 1832 nucleotides long. RefSeq names its product xanthine dehydrogenase/oxidase. The record is from RefSeq and is a predicted model, not a curated record. The transcript has 16 exons. Lineage: Eukaryota; Metazoa; Mollusca; Gastropoda; Patellidae. Bases 168 to 1832 code for a protein of 554 amino acids. Gene Ontology annotation, molecular function: FAD binding; 2 iron, 2 sulfur cluster binding; iron ion binding.
AUUAAUAUAAGGACAAUCUCUGUCUAAUAAUCAGUCUCUAUACUAUACGAGCUGGAACUAAAAUUAGGAACAACUGGGCGACAGAAGUCAAGUUGACCAGCUAUGUGUUAUCACUGGCUUGUGUAAACGACAACAAUCAUAGUGGAGUGGAAACAGGCUGAAGAAAAAUGGCAGCAAUGUUAGAAUUUUACGUAAACGGUCGAAAGAUUACUGAAAGUAAACCUGAUCCAGAAUUAACAUUAUUAGAAUAUCUACGUGAUACACUACGUUUAACUGGUACCAAGCUAGGAUGCGGAGAAGGUGGUUGCGGUGCUUGUACAGUUAUGAUCUCGUCAUAUAACCCAUCGUUAAAUAAAAUACAACAUUAUUCAGCUAAUGCUUGUCUUUUCCCGUUAUGUUCUGUUCAUGGUUUAGCUGUAACUACGGUAGAAGGAAUAGGCAGUACUCGUACAAAACUACAUCCAGUUCAGGAGAGAAUAGCCAAAGCCCAUGGAUCACAGUGUGGAUUUUGUACACCAGGAUUUGUAAUGUCAAUGUAUACAUUACUCAGAAAUAAUCCACAACCAAACCUGGAGGAACUCGACACAGCAUUUGAUGGUAAUUUAUGUCGAUGUACCGGAUACAGACCAAUCAUAGAUGGUUUCCGUACAUUCACUAAGGAAUACUGUGCUAUGGGAGAACAGUGCUGUAAAAAUAAAAAGAAAGGUGAACGCUUAGUGGAAACAGGUAACAUAGUCGAUGCAUCUUCUACACUAUUUAGUAAAGAUUACCAACCAUAUGAUCCAACACAAGAAUUAAUAUUCCCUCCAGAACUGAAGAUUAGAUUUAAAGAUUAUCAUGAACAAUGUGUCAGUUUUAAGAAUGGCCAAAUAGAAUGGCACCGACCAGUUACAUUACCGGAACUUUUAGAAUUGAAAGAAUCUUAUCCUGAUGCUAAAAUUAUUAUUGGUAACAGUGAAAUAGGUAUUGAAACUAAAUUCAAAAAGAUGUUCUAUAAAGUUUUGAUCUCAGCAACCAAUAUAUCAGUACUAAAUACUAUUAAUGUAGUGGAUGAUGGCAUUAAUAUUGGCGCUUCUGUUACUCUUGCUAGAUUUGAAGAAACACUACAAUCUGUCUUGAACAAUUACUCUGAGGAGAAGACCCGGUCUGCUAAAGCUAUAUUAGAAAUGUUAAGAUGGUUUGCAGGGCACCAGAUCAGGAAUGUAGCUGCUGUAGGUGGAAACAUAAUGACAGCUAGUCCAAUAUCAGAUUUAAAUCCACUGUUUAUGGCAAUGGGAGCAGUAUUAACUGUCAAGUCUAAAGGUGCUAGUGAAAGAAAGAUAAAAAUGGAUGAUAAAUUUUUUACUGGUUAUAGAAAAACUGUCAUCGAACCAAAUGAAAUACUGGUGUCUAUAUUUCUACCAUUUACGUCAGCGAAUGAGUAUAUGUAUAGUUUUAAACAAGCUGGUCGUAAGGAAGAUGAUAUAUCCAUUGUUAAUGCUGGAAUGAAAAUUCGUUUUAAAGAUCAAGCAAACACAAUUGAAGAUAUGUCGUUGGCAUUUGGUGGAAUGGCACCUACCACUGUCAUGGCGACCAAAACAAUGGCGGGCCUACGAAAUAAAGAAUGGAAUGAGAUAGAAUACAGACUUUGUUUACUAUGUUAUAUUAUUGAUUAUAGAGAAUGGAAUGAUAAUAUAAUACAGACAGCUUGUCAACUAUUAGAGAAAGAUUUACCACUACCUCCUGGAUCACCUGGUGGUAUGGUUGAAUAUAGAAAAACAUUAACAACAAGUUUCUUCUUUAAAUUCUAUCAUUUUGUUCAGUCAGCACGUUCAAAGGUAUCAUUAUUAUGA